AUGGAAGCGAGCGACAAGCGCGUGGAGACCUUGCGGCCGCUGCUGAUGCAAACGUUGCGUCUGGACGACGAGCGAUGGCGAGAGUUUGUGAGCGUCAAGAAGCACCUGGUCUACUUCAACAGCUUCUUCAACACCAAGGAUGCGCUCAACCUCUUCGUGUGGCUCAAGGCGGACGGCGGCGGCGGCGCCGGCCUGGACUUCCCGUCGGCGGGUCACAAGGUCGUCUGUUUGGCCAAAACGCACAGAGACGUGAUGAGGGCCGAAAACAUGGCCGCCGCGCUGCUGAUGGAGGAGGUCCACGCGGACGACGUGCUCACUUUCAUCUCCGCUCUCACGCAGGAGGUGAUCUGCCCGUUGCUUAGCAACCCCGCCAACGAGGCCGGCUGGGCUCCGGGCGCGGCCGAGGAGACGCUGGACUUGAUGGAGAGGCUCAAGAACCGAGCGCUCGUCGUCAAGGCUCAGAAGGAAGGAUGGACUUUCCUGCCGCUUCCCAAACGUCUCCAUGACGACCAGGAGAGGACGCCUUGCGACGUGAAGCUCCUCCACGCCUGCGAGGGGCUCAUCAUCGAGUGGGCGGGGCUGGUGUCGGACUUCCUGCGGCAGAACCCGGCCCGGCCGCUCCCGGAAGGACUCGAACCGCGACCUUCCGAGGAGUUCGACUUCUGGAGCAACAGACUGCGGAACCUGGAGCUCAUCCUGCAGCAGAUGACGAGCGCCGGCGCCCAGCGGGUGGCGUCCUUGCUCGGGUCCGCCGAGGGGGCGUACCGCUCCGCCUUAAAAGACAUGCACGCAGACGCGCAAAAAGGACUGGCGGAGGCCCGGGACGCCGACGACAACCUUCGACCUCUCCGGUGCGAAGUGGAGCGACUGGAGCUGCUGGAGUACCCGCAGCUGCGGGACAACACGGCCGCCGUGAUGCAGACGGUGCACGGGCUGUGGAUCGGGUCGCGCUUCCACUGCAAACCGUGCUGGAUCGUCGUCCUGCUGCAGGAGAUCUGCAACCUCUUCAUCCACCGGAGCAGGGAGUUCCUGAACGGACAGGAAGUGAUGCGCGGCCUGGUUUCGGAUCCCGCGCAGGUUCUCGACGACGUCCGAGUGGUGACCUUGACUUUGCAGACUCUCAAGGACAAAUACAUCCAUCACAGAACGCUCCUGGAACAGCAGGAUGGGGGGCUCCACAGGUGGGAGUUUCCUUCUCAUCUGGUCUUCUCUCGCUUGGAUGACUUCCUGAUUCGCCUCCAAAGCAUCCAGGAAGUGUACCGCGUGCGUCUUCAGUUCCAGCUGGAGCAGGUGGUGGUGGCCGGCGGGCGCGGCAGGAUGUGGACGGCCGUGGUGGAAGGCGUGUGCCGCGACUUCCUGCGGGAGCUUCAAUUUCUUUCGGACUGCGAGUACGACGCCAGCGAGCCCGCCGAUCAGAGCUUCCCGGAGCAGGCGAGUUCCUUCCAGGAACAUGUGUCCCACCUGGAGGCCCGCCUGGUUUCCAUCCUGAGAGGAACGCUGGACGAAUGCUACCUGCCUUCCGCCGCCGUCAAGGUGGUCAACGUGUUCGGGCCGCUUCUGCAGCGUCCCGCCAUCCGGGACCGGCUGCGUUCUCAGCUGUCCAGGUUGGUGGAACUGGUCCUGAAGGAACUGGACCAGGUGCGGGCGCUGGUCAAGAGUAAGAGCAAGAAAGACGUGUCGUCCAAGUUCAGGUCGUCGCCGGCCGUCACCCUCAGGUGGGCGCAACAACUCAUGCUGAGGGCUCACAAUGUCCUGCACAACUUCCAGACCGUCCAGCACCUGUGUGCGGAGUCGUGCGAGACGGUGCGUCAGAAGUUCCAGACCAUCGCGGACCUGCUGCUGGACAUCAGGAGCUCCGUGCGUCAGGAAUGGAGCCGCCGGCUGGACCGAGACGCCGCCGCCGCCCUCCAACUUCCCCUCGUCCAGGAGCAGCAAAGCGUGCUCGGAAUUCCCUGCGGCCAGAAGCUCGAGGCGCUGCUGAGCGAUCUCAAACAAGCCAGCUGGGAGAAGGAUCUGGAGCUCCGCCCCCAAGUGGCGGACAUCUUGCAGCGCAGGCGCGACAUCGGCAAAAGUUACCUGAGCCUCACCGACAUCGUGGCCUCCUACAACCAGGUUGUGGGCGGAGCUCUGCCGGUGGAGCUUCCUCUCAUCCAGGACGGCCUGGAAGAGCAGAGGCGGAGCCUGUUGGAGCUGCGAAACAGCACCUGGACCAGUAAAGGCGUACACGAGCUGAUCGAGAAGAAGAGGCGGAGCUUGGACGUCUUCUUCUCCUCAGUCAACGAAGCGCGAGCCAACAUGGCCGCCAUGCGUGAUAUCACGCAGGGCUGGGCGGGGCUUCCCCUGCUUCAUCGCUCGGGCCACUUCCUGGAGAGGGGCGGAGCCACGGAGGAGAGCUACACGCGCGUGCGCGAGGACGGCGACAGGGUCAUACGUCUGACCGCGGAGAACUCGGUCCUGUACGGCGUGCAGGACCAGACGUCGCCGGUGUGGCUGGUCUACCUGGACCACGUGGACCAGAUGGUUCAGGACGGCGUCCUCCAGAUGCUCCUGCAUUCGCUCAACUUCCUGUCGCAGAACAUGACGCCCACGAGCUUCGGGGGCGCGUUGCUGCAGGUGUUGCUGCAGCUGCAGCUGACAGGAAGCGUCUUCGACCCUUCUCUGACCUCCGACCUGACCGAGGUCCUGAAGUCGUUCAUCGCCGACAUCCACGCGGCCGCCGCUCUGCCCCCCAGGGUCUCCGCCGCCCGCCCAGGCAACUACCAGGAGGCGCUGCGGGACGACGCCGAGUUGGCCGCGCUGGAAAAGGAAGUGAUGCUACGCCUGCAGGAGGCCAACGAGGAGGCGGAGCGCCUGAGGGCCGACCUGGACCGCUUCUCGCCGCUGUGGCAGAGUCACAAACGCACCGUCAUGGACGACUUCCUCAAGUACGGCCGACAGCUGGAGGAGGGCGAGGAGGACGUGGACGAGGCGCCGCCCACGCUCGCUGACUUUCAAAGAGAGAUCCACGCCCUCCAGAAGCAGCUGAGGGAGGUGAACGAGCUGGAGGACUACGACCUGGUCCACGGCUGGCUGCAGGUGGACCUCCAACCGUUCAAAGACGCCCUGCGCCUCUUCAUCAACAACUGGAUCAGCUUGUACACGCAGCACCUGCUCAAGCUCGUCAGACAAAGCAUGUCUCGGCGCAGCGUUGACGACGAAGACGAAGAAGCAGAGAAAUCGUCGGCGCGCCAUUUCCCUCUCACGGAAACCAUCAUGCUGCUGGAGACGGUCAACGUGGAAGUUCCCGAGCUCACCACGCUGCUGCAGAGCUGAUGGCGACGCCGAGAGAUCACAUGAUCAACGCUGCGCUUUUUAAAGUCACAUGACUCCAUUACCCACAAUGCAGCUCACAGUCACCAUCGGCGACGUCAUCAGCUUUGGACGCAGCGGCGGCAGAUUAAAGAACAAAAAUGACAGCGUAGAUUUUCAAUAAAUGAUUUAAUAGAA
Molecule: messenger RNA, 3486 nt
Organism: Phyllopteryx taeniolatus (common seadragon)
Lineage: Eukaryota; Metazoa; Chordata; Actinopteri; Syngnathiformes; Syngnathidae
Product: dynein axonemal heavy chain 17-like
Exons: 21
Coding region: 1-3312 (1103 amino acids)
Source: RefSeq, a predicted model, not a curated record